GAGGAAGAAGCCUCAGCAGCAGCAGAGCCAGAGCUGCCACUGUUUGGAUAAACAUUACGCUAGUUCAGUAGCAGGGUUUCUUGCCUCCGUGUCUCUCCUGCCGGGACUUGUCAGCACUCAUCUCGACCGUGCAGCAUAGCAGUAUUAUGCGAGCACCGUCCGGAGUGUGGGAGCACCGUGUGAAGUGAGUUUCCUUGAAUCAUCUAUAUGGGCCAUCUUCUCUCGAAAAAUGGUUACCGCCUGAAGAAGAAGACACGCAAGUUGCAUCACAGGAAGAAGAAGAAGAGGAACUGUUUCCUGCAGCUGCCUUGCAUGCUCUGCUUCAUUGUCCACAGCAACAGCAGCGGUCUUGACGACGACAGUGACCAUUUGGAGGCCGGCGUCAACGGCAGCGCGUGCCGUCACAACAGCAUCACGGGAAUCAGUGUCCCUGGUGUGGGUGGAGUUGGCAUUGGAGCAGCAGCUGCCUCGAAGCUCGCUGAGCGAUACGCAACACUCGCAUCUCCUGAGGACUGCUCCAAGUUCCUGUUGUCACCACGGGAGCUAGCCAUCUGGGAGGGCCAAGGGAGGAGCCUUUUAUCAGCUGUUCCUGCCAAACUGAUCCCAGCACCAGUGCUGUUCCGAACCACUGGGGUGUCUGUGACCGUGCCCAUACCUGUUCCUGUGCCUGGCUGCACCAGUGACUACACUGAGAUGGUGUGUAAGAGGAAGUGCUCAGAGGUGCAGAGGUGCACCCCCUGCAAGCAGCCGCGCUGCACCUUCGCUGCCCCUGACGGAGGGCUGGAGAACGGGGGAGUGGGAGGAGGUGGGGGAGAGGCUGCCCCGAACUCUGAAACUGGCCACUGCCACCUUCCCCUCUGUCCACUUCCCUCCUCCUCCGCUUCUUCUUCCUCUGCCUCCUCCUCUUCCUCCUCACCUGCUGAUGGCUGCUGCGGGUUGGGGCUCCACGCUGACCUGCCCCACAGUUCAGACUCGUCCCCCUGCUGCCUGCAUCAUUACGACGACUGCCAGGCGAGAAGUUCUGAUGCUGCUGAUCACUCAAGUAUCAACCACCUGCCUUCCUCCAUCCUUCUUAAGGUGCUCUCCCACUUGACAGUGAAGGAGCGCUGUCUGUGUGCCUCCCUGGUUUGUAAGUACUGGAGGGAUCUCUGCUUGGACUUCCAGUUCUGGAAGCAAAUCGACCUCAGUGGCCUACAACAAGUAAAUGAUGAUCUCCUGGUGAAAAUAGCCUCCCGGAGGCAGAAUGUGACAGAGAUUAACAUCUCGGAUUGCAGAGGAGUCCAUGACCACGGUGUGUCCUCUCUGGCCUCACACUGUCCAGGCCUGCAGAAGUACACAGCAUACCGCUGCAAGCAGCUGGGUGAUACGUCGCUAUCGGCCUUGGCUACACACUGCCCUCUCCUGGUGAAGGUGCAUGUGGGCAACCAGGACAAACUGACAGAUGAAGCACUAAAAAAGCUUGGAGAGCACUGCAGUGAGCUGAAAGACAUCCACUUGGGUCAGUGCUACAGUAUCACAGAUGAAGGCAUGGUGGCCUUGGCCAAAGGAUGCCCAAAACUGCAGAGACUCUACUUGCAAGAGAACAAACUGGUCACUGAUCGGUCUGUGCGAGCGGUUGCAGAGCAUUGUCCUGAGCUGCAGUUUGUUGGCUUCAUGGGAUGCCCGGUGACCUCUCAGGGAGUCAUUCAUCUUACUGCGCUACGAAACCUGAGUGUCCUGGACCUGCGGCACAUCUCAGAGCUCAACAACGAGACGGUGAUGGAGGUGGUGAGGAAAUGUCACAACCUCAGUUCCCUCAACCUCUGCCUCAACUGGAGCAUCAACGACAGGUGUGUGGAAAUCAUCGCCAAGGAGGGGAGAAGUCUGAAGGAGCUCUACCUUGUGUCUUGUAAAAUCACAGACCACGCUCUGAUAGCCAUAGGCCAGUACAGCAGUACUAUAGAGACUGUGGAUGCCGGCUGGUGUAAGGACAUCACAGACCAGGGAGCCACACAGAUCGCUCAGAGCAGCAAGUCCCUCCGCUACCUUGGCCUCAUGAGAUGUGACAAGGUGAACGAGGAGACAGUGGAGAGGCUGGUGGUCCAGUACCCUCACAUUGUUUUCAGCACGGUGAUGCAGGAUUGCAAGAGAACCCUGGAGAGAGCUUAUCAAAUGGGCUGGAGCCCCAACACAUCGAACACUUCGUAGCUGCUGCUGGAUCUCACACACACACACACACACACACACACACAUACAUACACAUACAAACACUUAGCUACACAGAGGCCCAUUUUGUGUACAGACACACAUACACAAUAUUUGCAGCUCAGUCAUGUUUGCCUCUCAUCCACUGUUCAAACAUGCAUGUGAACAUGUAGCUACACACUCUCAGACAAAGGUCUAGUCAACUGUUUCAUUUGAAGCGAAUCUACCAUUUUAAUAAUUUAAUUAAGAUAUGCGUCUCCUGGUAUUUUAUAAUUAAGUGAGACAUCAUACUUUAUCAAUCAUAGGUUAUCAUCAUCUUGACUGAAUCAUCCUCUUCAUCACUGAUAAAGUGUCAGAUUACAUCCAACAAUAUGUACUUUCCUCGACCAGAACCUUGAGUGACUAGGAGUGACGAGGCAGUGCACCAACGAGUGUUAAUUGAUAUCUACUUUAAGCGAAAGUUACUCCGUUAAUAGAGUGUUAAGCCUCAUACAUUUUAAGUUGUCUGUAUCACCAUGGUUGGAGUGGAUGCACCAGGAGGGGGUCCGGGAGUUCUAGGGGUUCAGGAACGAUCAGACGAAUAGAUUAAAAAAGGUUUGUUGCCCCAUUCGGAAAUGAUAUUCUCCGAGCACCACACCCACGUCAGCCCUCUGCGGUGUUUACAUCCUUCAAACUGAACUCAACUGCUGCAGCGAGAUCGCACAAGUCCGGACAGAGCAGAGACUCGGAGAUCACGUGACAACAUCCCACAACUUCGGACCGGAAAACAACCGAACUGCCAGGGCUUCAGACCUCACAUGAGGCAUUUUGAGAAAUCUGUGAUGUUUAUUUUGUCCAAUUACAGGAUCUCUUGGAUGUUCAGUACAGUGUUAAAGGCAUUUGUGGACUCAUAAUGUGUUGAGCUCUUUGACGUGGCUCCAUUUGAAGGACAGAACUCUUUGCUGUGACUCAACAUGCACACUCUCACGGUGCAGAAGAAAGAUUCAAACCCCUGGCGAAAAAUCAUGACCGGUAAACAGCAUUGAUUAUUUCUCAAAACCUGCAUGUUUACAUUGAGAUCCUCCUCAUAUUUUUUUCCGUUACACAGAUAUUAUCUACAGAUGACCUGACGUUAAAAUGAGCCUCUGUAUGACUUGGGAACAAUGCUGUCUUUUGAUGCCAUGUGUAGAUUUAGGGUUGACUGAGCAUCACCCUGAGUCAGUACAGAAUGAAAUCAAACAGUGCUUGAAAUAGAAGUUGCCUUUACUUAAAAACCCUGGGUCAUGUUAUCAGAUGAUUAACCACAACCGCCGUGAUGACAGGUAAGAGGAAACGUUGCCUUAAGUGGUUAGCAGGUAAUUGCCAUCCAAUUAGCGACCUGAAAUCGACCCAGAAUUUACUGAAGAAAUGUUUAUCUGAGUUUAUCUGAUACUAUAUUCCCAUUAUUUGAUCUGAUAUAUUCAUAUGAAUAAAUACUGCGUGGGAUUUACUUAGCCUAAUAUUGGUUUUGAGCAUAUACUUGUAACUUUAGCUAUGUAGCAAUGCAACAAGGGAUUUAUCUUUCUUAGUGGUUUAGGAUGUAAAGAUAUUACUGGCUUGAGCCUAUAACCAGGGCCAGUAAAAGUCGGUAGGAGAGAGUUGAUCAUUUUUCAUCUAUUCUAUAGAAACUCAGUAGUGUACAGUUAAAAAUGCAAAUAACCAGGGUAUUUUUCUAUGGUGUGAACCAGCUCUGGGCUCAGCCUCCACACACUGUCACUCAGACAUGAACAAUAGCUUACUGAGCUUAGGGGUUUGAGUAGAACUGUAAACUUUCUACAGCACAUAGAGAUUUCAGACAAUUAAAAACACCUUCAUUUUACCCUUGUCAGGAUUUGUAGACUUUAACCGAUGGAGAGUUUCUCCCUCGGCCUGUUUUUUUGUUCUGUUUCUGUUCUUUUGUAAUCCCCAUAUGCACUUUCUUCUCUGCUAGAUGUUGACACACUUGAUUCCUGAUUUGUUAAGGCAACCGUAAAUGACUGGAUUUACAUAAAGAUGAAUAAAACACUACUACUUCAA
Epinephelus fuscoguttatus (brown-marbled grouper) is the source of this 4218-nucleotide messenger RNA. RefSeq names its product F-box and leucine-rich repeat protein 17 (gene fbxl17). NCBI's taxonomy places the organism in Eukaryota, Metazoa, Chordata, Actinopteri, Perciformes, Serranidae. The transcript is spliced from 11 exons. Gene Ontology annotation, cellular component: SCF ubiquitin ligase complex. Gene Ontology annotation, biological process: SCF-dependent proteasomal ubiquitin-dependent protein catabolic process. The record is from RefSeq and is a predicted model, not a curated record. Gene Ontology annotation, molecular function: protein binding. The coding region runs from base 208 to 2187 and encodes 659 amino acids.